This is a messenger RNA of Lycium barbarum (goji berry), 999 nucleotides long. RefSeq lists its product as uncharacterized. Lineage: Eukaryota; Viridiplantae; Streptophyta; Magnoliopsida; Solanales; Solanaceae. The record is from RefSeq and is a predicted model, not a curated record. Bases 106 to 645 code for a protein of 179 amino acids. The transcript has 5 exons.
ACUUUGGGCUUUCAACUCAUUUUCGAGGCAACUUCACAAACUCCCCCAUUGAAUUGAAUAGCCUGUUUUCCCAUUCAUUCAUCUCAGUUUGCAGAGUUACCUGCUAUGGAAGCUUACAGCAAUGAAGAGUUUGCUGUUGGAUGCAUUUUAUCAAUCAAAACAACUUUAGGUGAUGAGUUUGAUGCUCAAGUUAUCGCCUUUGACAAGCCCUCCAACAUCCUCCUUCUUCAAGAAGGGGUUACUGCAUCAGGGCCAAAGAGAGAUAUAAGGCUAUUGAAAGCUAAUUACAUAAAAGAAUUCAGUUUUCUUGGCCAAGGCCAAGACCCAAUUGAUACCACUAAAUGUUUUCUUGAUCUUAGUAGCCUUCAAGCUAAAGAAGAUUCUGCUUUAAGACAAGCAGAGAUAGAUGCUGAGAGAUUUGGGAUUGGGGUUACUGCUGAAGCUCAGAAUAUAUUUGAUGCUUUGUCUAAAACGUUGCCUGUGCGCUGGGACAAGACGGUGAUAGUUGUGAUGAACGAGGUGCGUGUUAGCAGUCCAUACCUUCCCGAAUCUGUUAUUGGAGGCACUCCUGCUGCUAAUGAAAGAGUGCGGAAAGUGCUUGAAUUGGAGAGGAAGAGGCUGCAAUCCCGUAAUACUGGACAGUGAGGACCUUUGCGUUGGUCUGAGGUAUUCUUUGCUGAGGAAACUAAUACCAAAGGCUUUACCAAAAAUGGCCAUACGAGUAACAUCCUACUUGAGCGAAGAUGUAUUGUGUCUCUACACCUGUAAGGGAUUUGAACUUGGUAAUUUUACUCUCCCCCAUCCCAAAGAAAACACCGAUUUUUUUUUUUUUUCAUUUGCUUGUCUCCAUGAGGUAAAUUUUAAUGUGCCAUAAUAUGUUUACGAGGAAUCAAAGGUUGAUAACUUGAAGGAAUGGUGUCUUCAAGUAGAAGCCCAGAUUUGGGGGUGAGGAUGAGUUGAAGUUUUCCUAUCUAAUCAAAAUAUUGAAAAUUUGAAAUC